CAUGGUUAUUCGUUUGUGUGUAAUAAUUCUGCUUUGUAGUGGUGGGAUUCAUGGAGAUCAGAAAGCAGUGACGUCAUCUGCAGGCUCCAUCAUAGGUUUCAGCGGACUCUCCAACUUUAACGGUCGAGGAAUGGGCACAAAGGUAUGGAAAUAUUUAGGCAUCCCAUAUGCACACCCACCUAUCGGUGAACGAAGAUUCAGAAAGCCCGUCCCUGUGACGAAUUUUUUAACAGCGUUCAAAGCUUUUAAUUUUGGCCCUGCAUGUCCUCAAAAUACUUUCAUGGCAAGCAAGUGGAUUCCUGGUGAAACAACAUAUUCCGAGGAUUGUUUGACAUUGAAUAUAUUUGUACCGGAAGUGACAUCAUCGAAUACUAGCAAACUCCCGGUAAUGAUAUGGAUUCACGGUGGGGCUUACGCUAUUGGACAGUCUGGGAUAUAUUCCGGGGAAAAUUUGGCAGCAUUCGGUGACGUUAUCGUAGUAACAAUGAAUUACAGAUUAGGGCCUUUUGGUUUCCUAGCAACUCAUGAUGACGAAACGAAAGGUAACUAUGGUCUGUGGGAUCAACAUCUUGCCAUAAAAUGGGUUCACAAUAAUAUUGGUCCUUUUGGCGGAAACGCAGCAGAAGUGACUUUGUUUGGGGAAUCAGCCGGCGCAGCGAGUGCAGUAUAUCAUGCAAUGUACCCAGGUAACCGUGGAUUGAUAAAACGGAUAAUAUCUCAAAGCGGAAGUCCUGAUAGCGCAUGGGCAUUUCAAAAUCUUGAUGAUUCUGCAAGAUAUACUGCUCUUAUUGGGAAAUCUUUGGGUUGUCCAGAUUUGACAAACACCGCAGCAGUUGUGAAAUGUCUGAGAGGAAAGCCAUUCCAAGAUAUCAUCAACCACUCGAGGGUAGGCGCACUGAAUGAGACAUUGUUCAGGCCAGAGUUUGUCCCUGUGAUCGAUAAUGAAAUAGUAUCCGUAGAUCCACUUGCAGCUUUUGGACCAGACAAUACUAUGCCAAGAAUGGUAAGAGAUUAUUUUUCCGAAAUUGACGUCAUGACUGGAAUCAACCAAGGGGAUGGUGGCUUCAUUACUUCCGCGUCACUGUUGCCAUUCUUACAGAAAAUUAAGACUUCGUUUCCAUCAAAAUCUUCUCGUGAUAUCGUAGAAGACACGAUAAUUCCGUUGAUACUGGCAGACCGCCUUGGAAAUACAACCGCAACGCUUAACAAAGUCACGGCAUUUCUUUACAAGGAUUGGAAUAAACCUUUUACAGAAAACCGGACAUAUCUACAGGAACUUCUAGACAUUGCCUCAGACCAUUUCUUCUUCAUUCCUUCUCUGUUCACAGCUCGAACCCACGCUAAAAAUACAAACAGUGCUUCUACCUACCUUUUCCAGUUUUCAUAUCAUUCCUCAUACACCAAUUCAUCGGAUUGGAUAAAGGGCGCUCAACACGGCGACGAGAUCUCGUACGUGUUUGGUUUCCCUGCAGGAACGCUAAAAUCAGCGAUGAAAUAUCCGGAUCACGUGACUCAACAAGAGACGACGCUAUCUGCCACCGUUAUGACGUAUUGGACAAACUUUGCGAAGUCAGGGAAUCCCAAUUACCCAAUGAGCGUGGUAAACAGUCCAAUGUGGCCUGCAUAUGACCUUGACCAUCUUCGAUACAUUGAUUUUGAUACCAAUGUGACAUUAAAUACCCACAUGUACGCCACACGCGAGGCAUUUUGGUUACAUUUGGCGCGUGAUCUACAAAAUAACGCCAUACCCGGUGGAACAUCAACGGAUGUAUUUCCUCCUCUUCCAGGAAUUAUCAUAGGAUGAAGUUUCUUUAACUCUAAAUGUUUGUUUCACAUUAUUAAAAAAUGAGAAUACUAA
Molecule: messenger RNA, 1858 nt
Organism: Pecten maximus
Lineage: Eukaryota; Metazoa; Mollusca; Bivalvia; Pectinida; Pectinidae
Product: neuroligin-4, X-linked-like
Exons: 2
Coding region: 2-1804 (600 amino acids)
Source: RefSeq, a predicted model, not a curated record